Auxenochlorella protothecoides is the source of this 219-nucleotide messenger RNA. RefSeq lists its product as hypothetical. The coding region runs from base 1 to 219 and encodes 72 amino acids. The transcript has a single exon. The record is from RefSeq and is a predicted model, not a curated record. Lineage: Eukaryota; Viridiplantae; Chlorophyta; Trebouxiophyceae; Chlorellales; Chlorellaceae.
AUGAGACUCCAUGUCUGGCAGAGGCACAGGAACCUGCUCGGAUCCCACACUUGUCUACACCAUGGAGUUUAUGGAGUGAUUCUGCAGCCUCCUGAUGCUCCCUCAGGCUCAGUGAGCUGUAGAGGUGAAGUUGGGUCGCUCAACCGAUCACCCGCUGCGAUGUCUCUCUCACAGCCAAGCCGGGCGAACGUCAGAUAUCUCAACUCGACUGAUAUUUGA